UCGGUAACAUUCCCAUAAUGCAUUGCAAACCUGGCUAUGUUCUCUUCGCCAUUUUCUAGAGCUGCCGUGUUGUGGUUUUUCACGUAGCAGCCGCCAAAAUGGUAAUGCCAGUGAACCGGCCAAGAAUCUUGAAAAAGAGGCAAAAGAAGUUCAUCCGGCAUCAGUCGGACCGCUACAUGCGAGUUGGGGAAAGCUGGCGCAAACCCAAGGGAAUUGAUAACAGGGUGAGACGAAGGUUCAAGGGUCAGUAUUUGAUGCCCAACAUUGGUUAUGGCAGCAACAAGAAAACUAGAUUCCUGAUGCCUGAUGGCUUCAAGAAGUUUGUUGUUCAUAAUGUUAAGGAGCUUGAGGUCCUUAUGAUGAUGAACCGUAGCUACGCCGCCGAGAUUGCACACAAUGUGUCCAGCCGGAAAAGAAAGGCUAUUGUCGAAAGAGCUCAACAGCUUUCUAUCAAAGUAACAAACAGCAAUGCACGGCUGCGCAGUGAAGAAAAUGAGUAAAUAAACAUUGUUCCAGCAAAA
This is a messenger RNA of Nematostella vectensis (starlet sea anemone), 521 nucleotides long. RefSeq names its product 60S ribosomal protein L32. Gene Ontology annotation, molecular function: structural constituent of ribosome. The record is from RefSeq and is a predicted model, not a curated record. The transcript is spliced from 4 exons. Lineage: Eukaryota; Metazoa; Cnidaria; Anthozoa; Actiniaria; Edwardsiidae. Gene Ontology annotation, cellular component: ribosome; cytosolic large ribosomal subunit. Bases 99 to 500 code for a protein of 133 amino acids. Gene Ontology annotation, biological process: translation.